Messenger RNA from Serpula lacrymans var. lacrymans S7.9, 339 nucleotides. RefSeq lists its product as uncharacterized. The record is from RefSeq and is a predicted model, not a curated record. The transcript is spliced from 3 exons. The annotation marks the transcript as partial. Lineage: Eukaryota; Fungi; Basidiomycota; Agaricomycetes; Boletales; Serpulaceae.
CGGCAGCGGAUGAGAUAUCAUCUCGACGUCGGUGCUUAUGGCAUACCAAAGCGUGCGAGUGGCCAAGCUGUCGCUGGCAGAGAUGGUUAUUGCGGCUCAAGCUUGGGGCGUGGAAAGCUGUUUCAGGGGGGACAGUCGGAAGACUUGACUUUAGCAGUCCAAGUUGGGGAAGAUGCUUAUUUUAUCAGGGACAACGCUAUGGGUGUAGCGGACGGUGUCGGUGGCUGGUCAAAGGCCAAGAACUUUGAUCAUACUGCCAAGUAUACACCCUCAGAUCCCUCUGCGAGUGCUUUAGACCGAUCAAGCUGUCUCUGCUUGUCAAGUGGAGUCAACAGUUAA